Molecule: messenger RNA, 7255 nt
Organism: Protopterus annectens (West African lungfish)
Lineage: Eukaryota; Metazoa; Chordata; Ceratodontiformes; Protopteridae
Gene: ZFPM1
Product: zinc finger protein, FOG family member 1
Exons: 10
Coding region: 409-4077 (1222 amino acids)
Biological process (GO): megakaryocyte differentiation; positive regulation of transcription by RNA polymerase II; negative regulation of transcription by RNA polymerase II
Cellular component (GO): nucleus
Molecular function (GO): RNA polymerase II-specific DNA-binding transcription factor binding
Source: RefSeq, a predicted model, not a curated record
CAGAGUGUGUAAUACACUUCAGGCUCCAUUGACAAGAGUCCGGGGUCGAAGAGCCGGGCUACGUGAAGGGAUCGGGGCGAAGAGGUACAGCGAGGCAGGAUCAAGGAGCGCGGGAGCACGAACAGAUCAGCCUUGCUACGGACUGCCGGGAAGCUAGAUCAAAGUUAAGCGACUGCCAAGAGCAGCAUCCCCGUAAGUGUUUGUGUACAUAAUACGUAUGUUUUGCAACGGGACCUACUAGGAACUGUUGUCCGGACAGAGGUAAACCCUUCACCAGGAUCUGUACGGAGUAGUUCUCCCUCGGAGGUGACGGAAGGGCAUGAGAUCGUUUUCAACCUGCUGGUUGGACCGUACCUGGGAAUCUAAGAACUGCUGAGACUAAGAAGGGGCGCAGAUGAUCAAAGAGAAAUGUCCAGGAGGAAACAACGUAACCCCCGACAGAUCAAACGUCCCUUUGGUUCGAUGGAAGAAGGAGAAGAGAGCUUUGGUGACGACAGGAGUUUAUCAGAAAGAGAAGGCGGAACUUCAGACCUGGAGGGUUCUGAAGAGUGUGACUCUUCUAGCCCUACUUACAGUGAAGAUCCAUAUUCCAAGGAAGCAUCUGACAGUCCUGCAGACUCUGACAGUAAAGAAACUGCUGAAGAUAGUGAGGAAUUAAACACUUGGAAAGCACCAGGAGCGUUUGAGUUGAUACACAUGGCUGGCAAGGCAAAAGUACGUGUAAAACAGUGCCUGUCUGAUGCUUCAUGUUGGGGACCUUAUAAAGGAGAAAUCCAGUACAAUGCAAGUAAUCUGAAACAGGGUAAUACGGUCCCUCCUUUCAUCCUGGAUCUGGAAGACGAGCAUUGCUGGCUGAGGAUACUUCCUCUGGUCUCAACUGAAGCAGAGGCCAACUGUAUUAUCUAUAGCAAAGGUGGUGAGAUUUGGUGUAAGAUGACAAAAGCCGUCUCUGCAGGAGAAGACAUCAUUGCAACCCUUGUGGCUGAAAAGCCAAGGGAGACAGCUGCAGCAGUGAAUCACAUGGUAAAAUCAGAGCCAGAGGACUCGGUGUAUUCUGCAACCUUGCCUUCAAUGUCUGAUAUUCAGCUUCUUCCACAACAAGCUGGCAUGGCAGCCAUAUUGGCUACAGCUGUUGUCAACAAAGAUAUCUUUCCUUGUAAAGACUGCGGAAUCUGGUAUCGAAGUGAGAGGAACCUUCAGGCUCAUUUAUUGUAUUACUGUGCCAGUCGCCAAAAAUCCAGUUCCCCAGCUGCAGAAGAGAAACCAAAGGACACCAGUUCAAGUGAACGAGUCUGCUCCUUUCCCCACUGCAACAAGAGCUGUCCGAGUGCUAGCUCCUUGGAGAUACAUAUGCGAAGUCAUAGUGGGGAAAGGCCAUUCAUCUGCCUGAUCUGUCUCUCAGCUUUCACCACCAAAGCCAACUGCGAACGUCAUCUGAAAGUACACACUGACACUUUAAAUGGAGUUUGCCAUGGCUGUGGCUUCACCUCUACAACUCGGGAUAUUUUGUAUAGUCACCUGGUAACAAAUCACAUGAUCUGCCAGCCAGGCUCGAAGACAGAGGUGUAUUCCCCUGGGUCUGGACUUCCUACUAAGCCAGUAACACCAGGUUUGAGUCCGGUGAGUGCCAGCCCCAAUUUAAGGUGUACGAUUUGUGGCUUUUUAGCAGACAGCAUCAUUGUUUUGCAUCAGCACACAGCAGAACAUACUCUGAGAAGCAGCAGCACAGACCUAAGUCAAGUGCAGCACCAGGAGUCCACAAUAUCGCCAAAAGGAAUUGAAAACAGUUCCAGUGCCCACCUAUAUGAUGCAACAGACAAAAAAGACAUGGAUGCUGCUGUACUUAUAAAUAACUGCCUUGCAGAUGAGGUUGUUGUUCCUUUAAAAAUUAAAGAAGAACCUACUGAAAGCAGAAGUCCUAUGUCUGAAAAGGAGGCAGAUUUGUUUUUAGAGCCUGCAGGACAACCAGCCUCAGAUACUGGACAAUCGUCUGGAACUUCAUCUCCACAAUGCUUGCCACCUGUUCAGAUAAAGACUGAAGUCUCCAGUCCUACUCCUGGAUCAAGCCCUGUGCAUGCUGGAGCCAGUUCUGUUACACCUGGUGGGACUGUAUUCCUGCCACAGUACUUGUUUGGCACUGAAGCAGCCGUGGUCCCUCAAGCUUCAGAAAUCCUGGCCAAAAUGUCUGAACUAGUCCACAGCAGACUGAAACAUGGGCAAAGCGCUGUUCCUCUUCUAUAUGCUGGUGCACAAAUACCGAAGGGAGCUACCUGCUUUGAGUGUGAAAUCACAUUUAACAACAUUCAGAACUAUUUUGUGCACAAGAGGCUGUAUUGCUCUAGUAGACAUUUGCGAGAAGAAAGUCCACCUGGUAUGCAGAAGUCCAGGGAUUCUGCCAUGCCUGCUGUAUCCAUUUCUUCAGAUGUUCCUUCUCCUCCAAGUGCAACUCCUUCUACUUCUCAAGACCAGAUACAUAAAGAAGACAGUACAGUGGAUGCUAGCAUUAAGAUAACUGAUAUUAAAGAAGAGGACCACACAGCAAAGGACACUAGUUCUGAGGCUGAGAGGGCCAGCAGAGAAAGUGAAGAUGGCCAGACUCCCAGCAGCUCUACAGAUGAGCUGGAUGACGAUCCACUAAAAACGGUGUGUGAUGCCUGUAACAUUAGAUUCAGUCGCCACGAUACUUAUAUUGUACAUAAACGCUAUUACUGUGCUUCUAGGCAUGACAUACCCUUUCGGAGAUCAUGUAUUGGGAAAACUCCUUUUGAACGGCAGCCUGUGCGCACCAGGAAGAGGAGAAAACUGUAUGAAAUCCAUGGGGCAGGAAAUCCUUCAGUAUUACCCUUACAUAACUCACCAGAAGUAACCUGCAGAAGUCCUCAAGCUGCAUCUGCCCAGUUUGAAGGUGUGGCUAACGCUGCAGAACAGUUACAUGUAAAGCGGGAAUCAUCACCUGUGGCAUCAAAGGCAGAGAAUGCUACAAUAGUAGCAGGCUUUAUUCCUGUCACUAGGACUUCUACUGUUCCUUCACCUAGUUCCAGUCCAGAUGGAGAGGGACCCAUUGAUCUCAGCAAGAAGCCUCGAAUCCAUGGAGAAACACUGACACCACCGUUACUUCCACUGACAGAUUAUCAUGAAUGUACAUCAUGUAGAGUAAGCUUCAACAGCGUUGAAAACUAUUUAGCACAUAAGAAGUACUACUGCCCAGCAACUCAGCUCCAACAAAAGACAUUGGAACAACUUCAUAAGAUUAAAGAACCAGUUCUAGCUGUACCAAAACAGCAACUCAGCAGUGUCACUGAUAAGCCUUAUGUAAAAAGGUUAGAAAGUGGGAAGAUUAAGACUGAAAAGUAUGUAGCUGGAAGUCCCACCUCAGUCACAUCUUGUACUAGUCCUUCUCAGCUACCUGGCACCUGUGAAUCUAAUAUAAAUACUGUUGUAGAUACUCCAAGAAUUCAUGCUAACGUGAAGACUGUUUCGCUUUCUGCAAAUGUGACUGCUGCUAUGCACCCCUUCUGCCCAGUUAAUGGGAACAUUAAAGGGGACCUUAGGGAACACUACCGAAAUGUGCAGGGAUUGUUUGUAACAAAGCAAGCUUCAACCUUUGCGGUGCAAGGGAAUGUGAAAGACACAGCAGCACAAGUAAGAUGUCAGUCUGUAGGCAUAUCUGAAACUAAUCUGCCAUCUCAUCAGAUUUCUGCUUCACCACCACAACAAGGCACUCGUGUUCGAAAAGACAGUCUCACUAGUUUAGAUCAGAGAGAGGCAGCAUCGUCUCCCCAUGUAUCUAGUGGGAGCCCAGUGCAGAAUGCCUCCCCAAGGCCAAUUUUAACCAUUUCUCCUGCUCCUUUAAACCUCUCACCAGUGCCUGAAGUCCUCAGAGAGGCAGGACUCAAAUCUCACAUACCACUUGUGUAUACUGACAGUUCUCAGACAGCCAGGAGUGUCCCUGUAGUCCUUUCCAAUGGAAACACUAGAUACUGUCGUUUGUGUAACAUUAAGUUCAGCAGUCUCUCCAAUUUUAUAGCUCAUAAGAAGUAUUACUGUUCCUCUCAUGCUGCAGAACAUGUAAAAUAAGCUUUCUGUUAAUUUUCACACUACAUACAGGGGUUUCAUAUUUUUCUCUUGUGAGCAUUGAAGGAAAAGUAAGUUCUGUAACUUAUUUAGAUGUUUUUUUUUUUUUGCCAGAACUCAGCAUCUAUUUUUUAAAUCCACACUGAGCCACACCAGUAACAGGUUUCAUUCCUUUGGGUAUAGGUUCCUGAACAAGGGAAAAUCAAAUCUGCCACAACUCCCAAUGUAGCUGUUUGAAUCUUCACAAAUUACGAGAGAGUAGUUCAGCUGGAAAUUGUGGGAAUGUGUUGCACAGAGCAUUUGUAAAUGUUUUGUGAUCCUAAUGUGUCCUCAUCUUUCUCUGCUAUUAUAUCUUUACUUUGAUUUACCUGUCAGUUUGAUGCCUAAUUAAUAUCACUAAAGAUCAGUUGCUCUGGUGUGAUUCAAUGUUCUUUUUAUGAUGUCUGAUGUCUCUUUUGACACUGGUUAUGUAUUCAUACAUGUUGUAAGUAGUAGCUUGGCUGGUCUUACAAAAGUAAACUAGUGAUGCUGUCAGAUGUACCAGCUAAACGUUGUGGCUGCAUUUAUAGUUCAGCAAACACAUAUAUGACAAAUACACACAAUAAUGUCAUCUUUGCAAAAUAUAAUAAAGCGUAUAUUGUGGUUUGUGUUGGCACACGUGUAAGUGAUGGGGAUGGUACAUUUGUUGGAGGUGCAGUGUUUGAAAAAUCAAACAUGAAUUUCUGGUUGAAAUUAGUGCACAUUUAUUCCAUGUUUUGCAUUUGGGAUUUCUUAUGAAACUUCUGACUCCCAUUGUCAUCCCAUCAAAUUUUUCAUGCACUACUGCUUCUGGAAGACAUCAGGAUCUGAACUGUUCCCAGAUGCUGAGUCCCAGAUAGGUGAUGCUAUGCAUUAAGCUGUAGCCAUAGAGUCCUCAGACAACAGACAGCAGAGCUUCAUUAUUGCACAGUCCAGUGCACCAGCUCUAUAUCACCUCUUUAGCAACACUGAUAUAUGCCAUCAGCAGAGCCAUAGCUGGUUCAUUUGGUGCCAUGUGCGGUUGCUUCCUGAUCUGAUGCCCCUCAGUAGUAGGUUGAGGAGUGAAGUAUAAAAAGUCCAUUCUCCAGUCUGGCACUUCCCAACACUAGAGGAACUCUUGUCCUACCAUCAUGUGUCCCCAUGCUCUAAGUGAGAGUAAAUAAAGUUCAUUCUCCAGUCUGGCACACCUUCCUUCUUUCCUGAGAAACAGUGCCAGAUCCUAACACCCUCACAAUCUACUUUCCCACCUUCACAUUUACAUGAGGAAAAAAAUUAAAAAUAGAUCUGCUGAUCACACCCCCUAACACCUUGCACUUGAGCUGGCUGCCCCCCCCCCCCCACCAUCACCACCACCAUAGCUACUAGUCUCUGAUCAGUAUAUUAGAUAUACAUUUCUGUAUGUACAUUAUAUCUGUCACAUCAUCUCCUCCAGUUUUUUUCCCUCUUUUCCAGCUGUUCGCUGAGGCCAUGUAGCACAGAUUUUCACAAUCCUUACCCAUUUAUAGGGAAGUAGAGCUGUUUUUUGAUGCUCCUGUCCUCUUUCAUUUGGUUGACUGUUCACUAAAAGUCACUUCUGACAUCUAUCAAAGAUGUCACAAAUGGUUGUAUGCAUGUGUGCUGUAUGCCUGAAGUAGGCAUAAAAUGCAAAAAAUAGUAAAGUAGCAUUUUAACAGAGGGCAAAAUUACAGGCUUUUAUCUCCGGUGUUCACAGAACUUUAAUAAAGACAUUAUAGUCUGAGGUACAGUGAGGCACUGGCAUGCCAGUGAGUCAGAUCUUGGUAUGAUGACUAUUUCCAGAGAUCACAGCUUCACUGCAGAAAUCAUGCUUAAGUUAGAGAAAAAAUAAGUAAAUGCUUUGUUGGGGCAAAGGGAAGGACACACCUAGACUGCAAGGUUGAGUCAGAUCUCUCUCUACACUCUGAUGUUUUUGUACACAUUUAAUGAUUCUGCACGUUUGAAAGUUGAGCAGCUGUUUCAUGUCUGAAGUCACUCAGUAAUGUGAUUUGUGAAGAUUUAAAUAUCAUGGAAAUGAAACUGUUCCCUCCAACUGUAGCUUCAGCAACAGUACACUAAAAUGUGUAUUUGAAUGUGGUGUUUAAUUCUAUCUCUUUACUGCAUACCAAGAGUUAGUUUUAUUUUCUGUUUCAUUUCUAACUUGCAAUGGCUACAAUGCCAUUUUCAAACAUAAGAGCAGUUUGUUAUUCUAGGGAAAUAAAUUAAUUCAGAGUUUUUAUAAAAUAUUCUUAUUUUGGUAGAAAUGCAGUGUAUUACCAUGAGGUAAAGAAAUUAUAAAAUGCUGUGGCCAGUUUUCUUUUUUUUCAUGUUAUGAUACACAGUUGAAUUAGGCAACCUUUUUGGAGACUGAGGCAUUUUUAUGUGUGUUACAUUUAUUCUGUUACCAAGUACUUUCACUGAAAGCGGUCAUUUAAUGUGCUGUAAGAAACCAUGAAAGCAGCGGUAGUGUAUGUUACAUUUCGAGUUAUGACCUAUGUCUGUUUUAUUUUGUGGAGUACCUCAUUCUUAACAUCCUGUGAAGUAUCAUCCAUUUUUCCUCAGACUUAACUCUGAAUGGGAAAUAGUACUAUCCAAACUAACUUAUCUACCCGCAUAACCUCUAGAAAAUUCUUAAUUAACUUACCCCCUCUUAAUAAAUGCCCAUAAGUAGGGACACAGUUGGGUUGCAUGGCUACGCUUAUAGGCCCUGGUGGUCAUUUACCUAGUAUAUUACCUAGUAUCUAUGCUGCAUUUUUUAGUAUUUAAGGUAAUGAAAGGCAUUUUUCUUUUGACAUCCCCAGGUGUUUGUCUCUGAUAACCUCUAAUCUGGUACAUCCCAGGGCUUACUACUGUUUUAUUCAUUUUUAUUCAGUCAAGAUAAUGGUGCUAAGAAGUAUUCUGCAAUUAGUUCAAACUACCCUAACAAGAAAUGAAGUUCAGUGUUGCAGGGAGUAGUUAAGAUGCAAUAAAAAAGGCAGUUCAAUAAUUAUGCUACUGCUUUUAAGAAGCCAGAAUAUAAUGAAGUUAAAAUAAGUAAAUAUGAAAGUGACACAGAAUUGUGGUUUGGUAACCCAUACAUAUAUCGAAAUACUAGUAUGCAAAGACAGUUUCUGGAUGAUAAUUACUGCUAAAAAUGUGAGACAAUAAACUGGCCGCCUUUUUCAAAACA